AUGCCGAAAAGAAGCUUGCAGGAAUGGGAGGAAGAAGCUAGGGAAUCGGUACCGUUUUUAGCUAGCGAUGAGAAAGGCUCGAACUACAGAGAUGCAAGGCUCAAUGGUGGUCAGGCGAAGACUGAGAGUCAUCCGAGUGUGAAGCCCUGGGUUCAUUUUGUCGCGGGAGGAAUCGGCGGGAUGGCCGGUGCCGUGGUUACGUGUCCUUUCGAUCUGGUGAAAACUAGACUUCAGAGUGAUGUCUACCAGACGGUGUACAAGUCUGCUGCCCGAGACGCUUCUGUCGGUCCUAGGGCUUUCCACUUUGUUAGCCAGGCGGGUAUUCAUUUUAGGGAGACUUUGGGGAUCUUGGGCAGUGUGUAUAGAAAUGAAGGAUUUCGAAGUUUAUUCAAAGGUCUGGGGCCUAAUUUGGUCGGAGUGAUACCAGCGCGGAGCAUCAAUUUCUUCACAUACGGUACUACUAAGGAUAUCUACUCGAAAACUUUCAACAACGGAGAAGAGGCAGCUUGGAUCCACCUCAUGGCGGCCGCGACCGCCGGCUGGGCGACUUCGACAGCUACCAAUCCGAUAUGGAUGGUCAAGACACGGCUGCAGCUGGACAAGGCUGGUAAGACCACGGUUCACAGAAAUUCUUGGGAGUGCCUGAAGAGCAUACUGCAGAACGAAGGUAUUCGCGGGCUCUACAAAGGUUUAAGUGCUUCCUAUCUGGGGUCCGUGGAGAGCAUACUACAGUGGCUGCUUUAUGAACAGAUGAAGCGAAUGCUGCGGGAGAGAUCGAUAGAGAGGUUUGGACAUAUAAAUGAGGAGCGUAAGAGCACCGCGGAGAAGAUCAAGGAGUGGUGUCAGAGAUCAGGCAGCGCGGGUCUCGCUAAAUUUGUGGCCAGUAUAGUAACGUAUCCGCACGAAGUAGUGAGAACUCGAUUGAGACAGGCACCGCUGGAAAACGGGAAACUGAAAUACACAGGCUUGCUCCAGACUUUCAGGGUGAUUGCUAAGGAGGAAGGUCUCGCCUCUAUGUACGGUGGUUUGACGCCUCAUCUAAUGAGAACUGUUCCUAAUAGUAUCAUCAUGUUUGGUACGUGGGAACUGGUGAUCAAGUUACUCUCCUGA
Torulaspora globosa is the source of this 1110-nucleotide messenger RNA. It is a transcript of the gene RIM2, whose product is annotated as Rim2p. Gene Ontology annotation, cellular component: mitochondrion. Lineage: Eukaryota; Fungi; Ascomycota; Saccharomycetes; Saccharomycetales; Saccharomycetaceae. The transcript has a single exon. Gene Ontology annotation, molecular function: pyrimidine nucleotide transmembrane transporter activity. The record is from RefSeq and is a predicted model, not a curated record. Gene Ontology annotation, biological process: pyrimidine nucleotide import into mitochondrion. The coding region runs from base 1 to 1110 and encodes 369 amino acids.